UCUUCCCCUUAUGACAAACCAGAGCUUUGAGCAACACACCAAAGCAAAGAUAGAGGGCUAUUUGCAGUAGUACGUCUCCGGGAGAAGGAGAAGGUUGAUCGGAGAGUGAAGGGCGAAUAUGCAAGGCCGCGGCAGCAUCGCCUUCUUCUCGACCUACAGGCCGCCGGUGCCGCUUGACAUCUUCUCCUCCACCAUCCCGGGAUCGCCGGCCGGGAAAGAGCUCCUGCUCACCGACGGCGUGUCGUACAACUAUGACUGCCGCCCCAUCCCUCCGGCGGCGCUCAAGGAGCUCCUGACGUGGUUGGGGAAGAAUAAUGCGAAGCUGGCCAGGGAUUGCGGCGCCACCCCGGACGACGCCGACAAGGGCCGCGUCACGGGCCUGAUCUUCGUCUCCGAGAGGGACAACGGGCUGGAGACGCUGCACGUGUCCCUGCGCACGAACAACCAGGUGAAGGUGUACCGCUUGGCUGACAUAUACGGCGCUGACACCUUCGGCGGUGUGCGCAUGGAGGACGGCGGCUGCAUCGCCGGCGGUUUCAAGGUGGGCCCACGCACCGUCGGCCACUCGCUGGUGUACGUUUCGACCAAGGAGCCGGCGAAAACUCGCCGUACGCCAUGGACCGUGGUGUACAAGACCAACCUUGCAGACGGCAAGACCCAGCGCCUCACUCCACAGGGGCAAUAUGAUUUGAGCCCCGCCGUGUCACCAUCCGGGACGAUGGUAGCGGUGGCGUCGUUCGCAGACAGCAAAUGGAACGGCGAGAUCGAGAACCUCAAGACCAACAUCGUGGUGAUGAACGUGGAUGGGGACCUGGGCCGGCGGCUGCUCAUCAAGGACGGCGGCUGGCCGACGUGGGGCAGCGACAGUGUCAUCUUCUUCCAUCGAGGCGUGAACACAACGCUCCGCGAUGGCACGGUUCAGACAGCCUGGGGCGUGUUCCGCUACGACAUGACCACCAGGGUGACCGUCCGGGUGACACCGGCGGCGUUCAACUGCAUGACACCGGCCGCCAUCAGCAGCACCAAGGUGGCGGUGGCGACCAUCCGCAAGCGCUCCGGUUUCAGCGACGUCCGCGACGAGGCGCAGUACCGCCACAUCGAGAUCUACGACACGGCGAUGCCGGGGCAGGUGAUCGAGGUCACCCGGCGGGGGACAAACCCGAAAGCCGACCACUACAACCCAUUUGUGGACGACGGCGGCAAGCGCAUCGGGUACCACCGCUGCAGGACAAGCCAGGCCCCAGACGAACCUACUCGGAGGGUGGACAAGCUGCAGUCGCCGGGCAAGGACGUGGGGCUGUUCAGGGUGUCGGGCGUGUUCCCGACCAUCUCUAAGGACGGCACUAAGCUCGCCUUCGUGGACAAUGAGUUCAGCGCCGUGUGGCUCGUCGAUAAGCAGAGCCCGCCGCGUAAGGUGUACGAGACCGGAGGCCCAGAUAGGAUCUUCUCGCCGGUGUGGAACCAGAACCUCUUGCUGGACUCCCUCUACGUCUGCAUGGGCCCCUCCUUCCACCCGGACAACGCGCUUGAGAUCUGCAACAUCCCCGGUGUCUCGGGCACUUUUGGCGUGCAGGGCAGCUUGCAGCUCACGCAGGGAGGUUUCAACAACGCCUUCCCAUCCAGCAACCCACAGGGGAACAAGUUCGUGUUCCGAUCGACGAGGGACGGCGGAACCAACAAGUACAAGAACCUCUACAUCAUGGACAACUCGGUGGUCGGGGCGAACGGCCUCGGCAAGGUGACGCGUCUCACCAACGGGCCCUGGACCGACACCCACUGCCAGUGGUCCCCGAGCGGGGACUGGAUCGUCUUCUCCUCCACGCGCGACAAGCCAGCGACGGCGCCGCCAAAGGACUUUGGCCUGGACCCUGGCUACUUCGCCGUCUACCUGGUGAAGGCGAACGACCCCACGGUGGUGGUGCGGGUCAUGAGGAGCGGCAGCGACCUCUCCGGCCACGUCAACCACCCGGUGUUCAGCCCGGACUGCCGGAGCAUCACGGUCACGUCCGACCUGGCGGCAGUGUCCGUCGACCCCAUCUCGCUGCCGCUCUUCGUCCACUCGGUGCGCCCCUACGGCGACAUCUUCCUCAUCGACAUCGACAACAAAGACAUCACCAAGAACAAGGACGUGCAGUCGUACAAGCGCAUCACGCACAGCCGCUACGAGAACUCCACCCCCUGCUGGACGGUGCUCUCGCCGGAUGACCCGAGAGCGCCGUGGACCACCAUGGCCGGGAAGGGCCCCGCUGCGGCCUUUAGGCCGGGGUGCCCGUACGCGGAGAGCUUUAAAAUGACCGGCCACCUCAUCGUCCCCAAGAGGUGCUGCUAAGCAUCCUCAUCCAUCCAUCCACCCACCCGCCCGCUGUGUCAGUUGCUACUCCAUAUAUAUACUUAUAUAUAUAUAUAUCCAUCCCUCCAACAAGAACGAGGUAAAUAAAGGCUACAAAAUAAGUUAGGGCUUCCUUCUAUGCUACAUAUUCUUCCAAUAUAUAUGUCAACAAGGAAGAACCGGUUAAUUAAGCAAAAUAAGGCCAGCUCAGAUGGAGUGUACUACCUCCCGGCCGGAGCAUAUAGUUGUUUCUCGAGUGUAAGUUGCAUUAAUCAUGCCUAUCUAAGAUGCAUUGUUACUAAUGCAGCAUGUAUGUAUGUGUACGUGUAUGUAACACAUAUUUACCUACAUAUAUUGAAUAAGAUGUAGUACUUACGUUUGAUUAUUA
Molecule: messenger RNA, 2717 nt
Organism: Lolium perenne
Lineage: Eukaryota; Viridiplantae; Streptophyta; Magnoliopsida; Poales; Poaceae
Source: RefSeq, a predicted model, not a curated record